This is a messenger RNA of Vairimorpha ceranae, 339 nucleotides long. RefSeq names its product clathrin coat assembly protein ap19. Gene Ontology annotation, biological process: protein transport. Bases 1 to 339 code for a protein of 112 amino acids. NCBI's taxonomy places the organism in Eukaryota, Fungi, Microsporidia, Nosematidae. The record is from RefSeq and is a predicted model, not a curated record. The transcript has a single exon.
AUGAUAAACAAACUAUUAGUAUUUACUGAAAACAAAGAAACUCGAAUAGUCAGAACAUAUGCCGAUACAUAUACUGACGAUGAGAUUAAAGAAAUUAUUUUGUUAGAAAAAGAUUCUAAUAUAAUAGGAGACAUAAUUUUUAAAAAAUUUGAUGACAUUUAUUUUUGUUUAGUUGUCAAAAAUGAAAACGAAUUAUAUGCCUUAGGCCUUAUAAAUACACUAGUAGAAACUCUUAAUUAUAAGUUUCCAAACUUGACAGAUAUCAAUUUUGUUUAUCAAUUUAAAGAAAUUUAUGACAUUAUAGAUUCAAUGUUUGUAGGGGGAUAUGUUAUACAAUAA